Strongylus vulgaris is the source of this 495-nucleotide messenger RNA. The record is from the annotation of a GenBank genome assembly. NCBI's taxonomy places the organism in Eukaryota, Metazoa, Nematoda, Chromadorea, Rhabditida, Strongylidae.
AUGUUAACCGCUAUGGACUUUGCUAUUGGACGUGUUGUUGAUUUUCUGAAAUUUACUGGAAAAUAUGAGGAUACGGUAAUCAUCUUCACUAGCGAUAAUGGAGGAACCGCUCAGUUUGGAGCAUCGAAUCGUCCUUUGCGUGGUGAGAAGGACACCCUAUGGGAAGGCGGUACAAAAACAACUACUAUUAUUCAUGCACCUCAGUUUAUUAAGACCAAUGGAGUCAGGCCAUUAUUAUUUCAUGUGGUUGAUUGGCAUGCAACAUUGUUAGGCAUUGGUGGAAUGCAAAUACAAGCUUAUGGAGAUGGGAUCAACCAAUGGGAUUAUAUUGUCAGUGGAACACCACGUGUAAAACGGUUUCAAUUCAUCUACAACAUUGAUGAUCAUGGAUCAGCAAUAAGAGAUGGUGAUUUCAAACUAAUUUAUGGAAAUACUGAUCGUCGGAUAAGAGGUCAGGAGCGAAAAGUACGACUGUAUCGAGUUUCAGGUAUUUGA